AUGGCGUCUUACACAGUGGUCAUUGUCCCUCUCAGGAGCAGUCUUACCAGUCUGGAUGCAGUGCAUUUCUUCCUCUGGGUGAAAAAACUGAAGGACCUGGAGAGGGAAAAGGACCUUCUGUGGAUGGGAUUACAAGGUUUAGAGCAGGUUCGAGAGAGGUUCUGCUCGAACCUGAAAGACAACAUGGAUGUGCAAGAGAAUUCCAGAAAAAAAGAGAUGAGAAAAGCACUUGAGUUUCCAGACACCCCCACCCUGUUGUUGGCUCAGAUCCACAGAGUGAACAGGACCUUGAGGAAUCUAUUGUGCGACUCCAGGAAUCCCACUGAUCCUGCAAUUGAAGGUGUGAUGUUCCUUUAA
This is a messenger RNA of Megalobrama amblycephala (Wuchang bream), 357 nucleotides long. Its product is annotated as suppressor APC domain-containing protein 1-like. Bases 1 to 357 code for a protein of 118 amino acids. The transcript is spliced from 2 exons. The record is from RefSeq and is a predicted model, not a curated record. Lineage: Eukaryota; Metazoa; Chordata; Actinopteri; Cypriniformes; Xenocyprididae.